GAGCUGUUCUAUCGUUUUCUUGUCUUCGAACCAUGAGAUUACGCAAUCAGCGAAGGAAAAUCACGAGCAGAGUUACAAGUGAACGUCAGAUUCAGUGGCAAUACUUGGAACUCUCACAAUUGAAUGGGCAAAGGUGGACAGUGAACGAGGAGGAGGAAGAAGAUGCUAAGACGAUGGGUACUGCUUGAAGCUUCAAGAAUCUAGCCCUCUAUGUGGUUAGACUACCUUUUCUUUGAUCGAGGUCAUGAAGGAGAGGAGAUGAAGCCUGUGCUUGUUGUCUUCUACGUGUUCAGUAGCUCUUUCUAGACAUGGCCAUGCGCUGUUUCACUCCGCAGAGUGUUACGGUGGGCGUUGCAAGCUCCCGACGCUGAUAGGACCUAGAUUCGGUAGGCUGUGCAAGUGAGGUCUCGGUUCCUGGACUUCUGGCGCAGGCCACACCCGGUACAACUCGUGCCCAUCGUUCCUCAGAACCCUACUCCAGUUUUAGUUUCGCGCAACUCUGUUGUGGAGAGCCCAUCUUCCCGUUUGCGAUGCUUGUGCCGCGCCUUGAAGUUAGCUGGGGGCAGCCUCGUUUUUCUUGUUGAGUGCUCCCGCUGUGUAAUGUUUGUGGUGUACAGCUGUGAUGUUGGAAUGGUUUUGAUGAGAGUGAGGAAAUUUCUUACUUGACGAUGUAGUGACCAGUGCUUUAAGUUUGUUUAAGCGUUCCUUUUCCUUGUCUUCCCACUGGAAUUAAAUCCAUUUGCUGAAGAAGAAGAAGAAGAAGAAGAAGAAGAUGGUGGAGUGAUGAAAUUCAUUUUGGGCAGACUCUAGGGUGGGUUGGUGUAUAGAGAAGCAGGCGACACCGAAGGUGGAAAAUCAGUGGUCAGAAUGUGGGGAGUACGGAAAGGGACGAUUGGCUUUCUGGGCUUGGUGUUCCUGGUUUUAUCUUACAAUAUUCUUAGCAAUCUUCCCCUUCGAAUACGCACUGGGGCUGGACAGAUGAGAAUAUGCGAAGGGAUCAUUAGGACAUACCAAUUGGUAAGUUUCCUGUGUAAUGUUAUAAUAUUGCAGGCUCGAUUGUUUAAAGAUCUCCAACUGAAGUAAUGGGGAGUUCCGUCUCAGCCACUUGAACCAUGUUGGACUAAACCCUCUAGAAGUGAGUGACGGGCCAAAUAUGGUUAUUGCUUCCAGGAAUGCUCGAAAAGAAUGGGGUUACGUCUUGGUCACUUGCUCUCAUGGGCCACAUCAACACCGGUUCCAGAUUGCGGAUGCGGUGAUCGUGGCUCGUCAGUUAGGAGCUACCCUUGUGAUGCCUACCAUAAAAGAAGGCCUGACUGAGCCAAUCAGUAAAUUUGAUGACAUAUACAAUGUCAAGCACUUCAUCGCCACUCUGGAGGGAGUUGUGAGGAUAGUGGGGCGGUUACCCGAGGACCUCCGAAACGUCAACCACACCAGCGUAGAAUUACCUCACAAAAUCACGAAGGCUGAAAUCGACAAUAAGAUUCGGCCCAUAUUUGUGAAGAGCUCGGUAAUAGUGUUGAACAAGUUUUUGCUAAGCAUGAAAGACGUGAAAGACGAGCGAGAUCCUGAGAUUGAGGCCAUUCGGUGCUUGGUCCAGUACAAAGCCUUGCAGUUCCAGCCUCAGAUAGAGAAGCUUGGCAAUCGUCUGAAUAACAGAAUGAAGGAAGCAGCUCAGAGCCUUGGUGGGAAAUACGUUGCCGUGGAUUAUAGAUCUACGGAUAAGGCUUGUGGUCAAAGGACUGACAACGUUUUUACAAUGCCGAAGGGCUGCCUGUCCCCUCUUGACCUCGGUCUGUUGCUGCAGUCACAUGGGUUUGCCCGUGAGACUGCAAUUUAUUUGACUCAAACUCGACUAGAUGAGUCAUUCGACCCUCUCCUCAAGCUCUAUCCGAUUGUCAUUACCAAGGAGUACAGUAUGCCGUUCAACGAAGAGAACCAGUUUCUGUACUCUGGCAUGACCCAGUUUGAGCUGGCGAUAGACUUCUAUAUCUGCUCACACAGCGAUGUGUUGGUGCCCAUCCACUCGAGCACGUUCUACACUGCAUUGGCAGGGGAGCGCAUCAAGCAAGGUUUCACACACAUGCUUGUGCCCAGGCUCUUGAGAAUUGCUAGGGAGGCUCCAGAGGCCACCUCUCUCACGCUUGGUGUGCCUCGAAUUGUGACGAAGAGGCUCCAUCCAGCGUACUCUUGCCUCUGUGAACAGGGGAUGAGCAAGGCACUUGCUCUAGUGCCCAGUUCACCGACGUCACGGUAAGGCAUUUCUGGUUCCAUCCGUUUGUGUUAAUGUCCUUUUCAUUUUCCUAUUUUCUAAGUGAUUGAAUAUACACGGCAAUGAAACUUGUUUGAGGUAAUGAGACUCGUGCCUUUUACUGGGCUGUUCUGAUCUGGGAACGAAUCGAAGCACCAGAUAUGUCAGAUUUUAGGCCCAGAGUGCACGUUGUAACUAUCAUACUUGUGGACCAGACCCUUGAUGAUUGGGCUGUUGUCUGAUGCAUUCCUAUAAUGAGUAAAAGCUGUCAACUCGUACUCUGUUUGCAGCUUUUCUAUAACAAUGUUUCAGUCUUAAUAAUUGUAAACUAAUUUAUCAAAAACAAGUCUUUUAUUU
Messenger RNA from Physcomitrium patens, 2605 nucleotides. NCBI's taxonomy places the organism in Eukaryota, Viridiplantae, Streptophyta, Bryopsida, Funariales, Funariaceae. The record is from RefSeq and is a predicted model, not a curated record.